This is a messenger RNA of Cynara cardunculus var. scolymus (artichoke), 3408 nucleotides long. RefSeq names its product RNA-dependent RNA polymerase 2. The coding region runs from base 1 to 3363 and encodes 1120 amino acids. Gene Ontology annotation, biological process: siRNA processing. The record is from RefSeq and is a predicted model, not a curated record. The transcript has 4 exons. NCBI's taxonomy places the organism in Eukaryota, Viridiplantae, Streptophyta, Magnoliopsida, Asterales, Asteraceae. Gene Ontology annotation, molecular function: RNA binding; RNA-directed RNA polymerase activity. Gene Ontology annotation, cellular component: nuclear RNA-directed RNA polymerase complex.
AUGGCGGUAGAAGAGAGAGCCACAGCCACCGUUCGAGUCUCAAACAUUCCCCGAUCAGUCACCGCCCAAGACCUCCUCGACUUCCUCGAAUCCCACACCGGAAAAUCCACUGUAUUCGCCUGCGAAAUCUCCUCCGAUCACAAGAACUGGAAGUCUAGAGGUUUUGGUCGCAUCCAGUUCGAAACCCUAGAAUCCAAAUCCAAAGCCAUAUCUCUAUCUCGACAGGGACUCCUCUGCUUCAAGGGUUUCAACCUCUCCCUCUCGCAUUCCCUCGAUGACGUCAUUUUCCGUCCAGUACAGCCCCACAAUCGGGUCGAACACGGGUUUUUGAGAACCGGAUUGUUGCUGAAAAGGGAUUGCAUGUCUGUUUUGGAGUCCUGGGAAGAUGUUAAAGCUUGGGUUUUGCCUGAAAGAAAGUCUCUUGAGUUUUGGGUCAAACAUUUUGGGGAUUGUUACAGAUUGGAGUUGCAAUUUAGCGAUGUUUUGGAGGCUUUUCCAUGCUCUCUUCAUAGCCAAGAAACCAAUGCAGUUCUUCUAAAGCUUAAGCAUGCACCAAAGCUAUACCAGAAACUAUCAGGAUCCAAUGUCUCACCACGGUUCACCCCCGAUCGUUACCAUAUCUGCAAAGAAGAUUUUGAGUUCACCUGGGUUCGAACCACGGAUUUCUCCAGCACGAAAUCCAUCGGUCAGUCUUGCACGUUAUGUUUGGAAUUUAAAGAAGGAUGUUCGGGUUUAGAUAGUUUCACAAGUUUACCUGUUUAUAUCAAAGAUCUGAUAGAUUUGUCGGUGAAAGACGGACAAGAAUUUCAUUCGUCGUCUGAUGUAGUUCCGCUUGUAAGAUGUCCCCCGGAGUUGGAUUUACCGUACGAGAUCCUCUUUCAGCUCAACUCCCUAAUUCAGACACAAAAACUAAGUCUUCCUUCCGUAGAUCGUGACCUAAUUGAGUUCAUUAUCAGCCAAAAUUCGGAUUCUGUAAUGACGGUUUUAAAGAGAAUGCAUAAAUCACAUUCCACUUGCUACGAUCCCAUUACAUAUAUCAAGGAUAAACUCGACAUCCAAAGUAAAACCGUCAAAAUCACAUCAUCUAUUCAAAGCAAAUCCGCAAGUCAAAACAAGAUAAUGAGCAUUCAUCGAGUCUAUAUAACCCCAUCAAAGAUCUACUGUUUGGGUCCUGAACUUGAGGCCUCAAAUUACAUAGUGAAGCAUUAUUCGGCAUAUUCUUCUGAUUUUUUAAGAGUAACAUUUGUCGAAGAAGAUUGGGGUAAGCUUCAGCCGACCGUCAUUUCAACCAGCCUUCAGCAAGGGAUCUUUUCAAAGCCUCAGAAAACCAAGGUGUAUGAUCGAGCGCUUGAUGUUAUGAGAAAUGGGAUUUGUAUAGGAUCAAAAAAGUUUGAGUUUUUAGCGUUCUCCGCGAGUCAACUCCGGUCAAAUUCUGUUUGGAUGUUUGCUUCUAACGACCACGUGACAGCCGAAAGUAUAAGGAAUUGGAUGGGCUGUUUCAGAAGUAUUCGUAGUGUAUCAAAAUGUGCUGCGAGAAUGGGUCAGCUGUUUAGUACUUCGAAGCAAACCAUCGAAGUCCUACCUCAUCAUGUUGAGAUUAUUCCCGAUAUCGAAGUCAAAACUGAUGGUGUUGACUAUUGCUUUUCAGAUGGUAUCGGAAAAAUCUCCCUUUCUUUUGCCAAAGAGGUCGCUUCGAAAUACGGAUUGAAGCAUACCCCUUCAGCUUUUCAGAUUCGAUACGGUGGAUAUAAAGGCGUGAUUGCGGUCGAUCGGAAUUCCUUCAAGAAGCUCUCUUUACGUAAGAGCAUGCUCAAGUUCGAAUCAAAAAACCGAAUGCUUAAUGUCACAAAACAUAGCGAAUCCCAAUCUUGCUACUUAAACCGUGAGAUCGUUACCCUUAUGUCGACUUUAGGAGUCGAAGAUGAUGCUUUUCUGGCGUUACAAGAUGUACAGCUUCGGGUUCUAAACGCAAUGUUGUACAGUCGAGAGGAUGCGCUCACUGUUUUAGAUAGUUUGGGAUCGUAUGAUGUUAAAGAUAUUCUCGUAAAGAUGUUGCUUCAAGGUUAUGAACCGAAUCGAGAACCUUAUCUCUCGAUGAUGCUUCUUUCACAUCACGAUAAUCUGCUCGUUGAUCUCAGAACCAGAUGCCGGGUCUUUGUCCCCAAGGGUCGGAUUCUCGUAGGGUGUUUGGAUGAAUCUGGGGUUUUGGACUACGGUCAGGUUUAUGUUAGAAUCACGUUGACCAAGUCGGAACUACGAUCUAGGGAACAUCACUACUUCAGAACAAUGGAUGAGACCACAUCGUUGGUGAUGGGGAAGGUUGUCGUCACGAGAAAUCCGUGUCUUCACCCGGGAGAUGUCAGGGUGCUCGAGGCUGUCUACGAGAUCGCAUUAGAUGAGAAAGAUUAUAAAGAUUGCAUCGUGUUUCCUCAAAACGGAGAAAGGCCUCAUCCAAAUGAAUGCUCCGGUGGUGAUCUUGAUGGUGAUUUAUAUUUCGUUAGCUGGGAUGAAUCUCUAGUCCCACCUCGGACCGUGACACCAAUGGACUACACUGGUCGAAGACCACGUUUGAUGGAUCAUGACGUGACGUUAGAGGAAAUCGGAAAGUUCUUUGUGGAUUACAUGACGAGCGAUACACUAGGGGCCAUCUCUACUGCACACUUGGUUCAUGCGGAUUGCGAACCCGAGAAAGCUCUAAGCGCAAAAUGUCUUCAAUUGGCCACACUUCACUCGAUGGCCGUUGAUUUUGCGAAAACGGGAGCUCCGGCCGAAAUGCCUCGGGGUCUAAGACCAAGGGAGUAUCCUGAUUUCAUGGGAAGGUGGGACAAACCCAUGUAUAUCUCCCAAGGACCGCUCGGAAAACUUUACCGUGCGACCAAGGAAUCCGAGCUUCUCAAAAUCUCGGCCUCCGCUUAUACAUCCAAAGCCAUCCAAGAUGCUUACGAUCAAGAUCUUGAAGUCGACGGCUUCGAGAAUUUCAUCGAGAUUGCACAAACACAUAAAGAGAUGUACUUGGAUUCUCUCACGAGCUUGAUGAACUACUACGAAGCAGAGACGGAAGACGAGAUUUUGACGGGAAACAUACGGAACAAAUCGUCAUAUCUUCAGCGGGAUAACCGGAGGUAUGGUGAGACCAAAGAUCGGAUUCUGGUGGCGGUCCGGCAGCUGCACAGGGAGGCAAAAGGGUGGUUCGAGGGCGGAUGUAAGGCGGAAGACCACCACAAGUUGGCUUCGGCAUGGUAUCACGUGACUUACCGUGCAGAUUACAGCAGCGGAAGCGUAAAAUGUCUGGGGUUUCCAUGGAUUGUGGGUCAUCUGCUGUUGGAGAUCAAGUCGAUUAACAGCCGAAAUAUGUCGAUGUGAAGAUGAUGGUGUUUUGAUGAAUUGAAACCAAAAUUAAUGCUAUUG